Molecule: messenger RNA, 4080 nt
Organism: Hevea brasiliensis (rubber tree)
Lineage: Eukaryota; Viridiplantae; Streptophyta; Magnoliopsida; Malpighiales; Euphorbiaceae
Product: BRCT domain-containing protein At4g02110
Exons: 10
Coding region: 160-3843 (1227 amino acids)
Source: RefSeq, a predicted model, not a curated record
AUUCCCUCUCUUCCUCGACAAGCUUUAAGCAAUUUUCUUCUCUUUCAGUUCACAACUUCGUAUUCAAAAAGGCUUUUCGCUCUUUUAUUUCUCAGGCUCUGCUCUUUCAGAUUCAAAGUAUCCGUUUUCCUCUCAUUUCCAUCUGGUGAACUCGCCGCGAUGCUGAAAGCCAAUUCUCCUUCCAAAGCGUUUUUCGCCGUCCGUUUCCUUCUCUUUGGUUUCGAUCCCAUCAACGAGCGCGAGGUUCGAGCCAAGCUUCUUAAUGGCGGCGGAAUUGAUGCUGGUCAGUACGGUCAAAAUUGUACUCACGUGAUUGUAGAUAACAUUCUUUUCGAUGAUCCUCUUUGUGUUACUGCAAGGAAAGAUGGGAAGACACUGGUUACGGGUUUAUGGGUUGACCAUGGUUAUGAAAUUGGAAUGGCUGUAGAUGCCACUUCUAUUAUGUAUAGGCCACUUAGAGAUUUGAAUGGCAUAGCGGGUGCUAAAAAUUUAAUUAUAUGCUUAACUGGAUACCAGCGACAAGAUCGAGAUGACAUUAUGACCAUGGUUGGCCUGAUGGGAGCUCAAUUUUCUAAGCCAUUGGUAGCAAACAAAGUUACUCAUCUCAUAUGCUAUAAAUUUGAAGGUGAAAAGUAUGAACUUGCCAAGAAAUUGAAGAAAAUAAAGCUUGUUAACCAUCGGUGGUUAGAAGACUGCUUAAGGGACUGGGAGCUUCUUCCAGAAGAUAAUUAUAGCAAGAGUGGCUAUGAGUUGGAGGUGAUGGAAGCUGAAGCAAAGGAUUCUGAGGAGGAAGCUGGGGUCCCCGCUUUGAAGCAAUCAAGUCAUGAAAUGGCAAAUAACAGUCCUCACUUGAGAAUGGGAACUCCUAAGCCUUGUCAACUACCCAAAUCAACUGGGGAACUGCCAAAAAUGGCACAAAAUAUAAGUAAGCCUGAAGGUCUGCCAAGUGUUGUGAAUGGGAAGGACAUGUUAGUAACUCCUAGCAGAAAGAACAGAUCAGCAUCAGGCUUUAUUAGCAACUUUGUUUCUGAGGUGUCGGCCUGUCCUGUCUCUAGUACCUCUAAUGAUGCUUCUUCUGUAGGUUUACCUGAUCCACAAGAGAGAACUCCAAAUUCUACAGAAGGGGGUAAUGACUUGGAAAAUAUUUCCAGAAGUGCUGAAAGGCCUUAUUCUGAUGCAAAGUUUAGUGCUGUAAGUUACACAAGGAAAACCCCACGGAAAUCCCCAACAUCAACUUUUUCAGGAGAGUUGGGACAUAUUAGAGGCUCUCCUAAAUUUCAAUUAGGUGAAUCCAUUAAUAAGACUUCUGUUGAAGUUGAAUAUGCUAAGGGCUUAACUGGAUCUGAUCAUGCUGAGCAUCUUCAAAAAGGAAUUGAGCCAUUUUGUAAAGAAGCUUCAAGCAGUAAAAAGCAAAAGAUAGAUGUUUCAUGUUUUAACCCUAAAUCUCAGAAUAUGAGUCAUGAUCCACCAAGAAGUGUGACAGGCAGUCCAUCAGUUAGUUGCAACCAGGGAUUGGAACAAGCAUCUUUGGUAGAUGGUUUGUCUAAGAUUAAUAACCAGUAUCAUGAUGUGACAGGAAGUCCAUCAGUUAGUCUUGAUGCUGCACAAAAGUCCCAUGCUGAUGUUUCAACAGGCAAAUCAUCAAAAUUUAAAGCGAAGCCAUUCGCACAAGAUCUGCUGUUCCUUGAAAAUGCAGUCUCAGAGAAUGAUCAAAAUGAGAAUUUGGAUGAAAAGAUGCUGCAAACAUCCUUAAAGACAUUGAGAAAGUCCAGUUUGGUUAGCAAGCCUGAAGGUGGAGAUUUUGGAGUUAAAAAAUCUGAAAAUGUGGUUGCAGAUGCAGAGGCUGCGUGUCAUCUGCAGCAAGAUAAACAGGUUCCAUCUCCCCCUAACAGAAACUCAGAGACAGAGAAAUCUCAGGUGAUUGCUAAUUUGGAAAAGCUUCAGGAAGGUAAUGGCAACUUAAUUACCAAACCAGGUAGGAUAAAGAUGAUUGCCAAGAAGACACUGGGUUCUAGAUCAAAACUGAAAAGUAAUGCUAACCAAAAAGGGUCUAUUUAUUUAAAAAAAGUUGCUGCUCAAAAUGAACCUGUAGUUGGUCUGUCUAUAGAAACAGCAGAUCAUGAGAACUCCUCCAGUUUCAACGACCAUGCAACAUUCCCUGAAACUGUCAAUGUUAUUGCAGCAAAGGAGGCAGAGACGCAAAUUGGCACAAAAUCCAGAGAUAAUGUUGAGAAUGAGACUACUUUUAUGGAUGAUGAAACAGAAGCUCCAGAGGAUAACGACACAAGUGAGGGUAUACUUGAUGAAGUGAAGGCUGGGGUGGUUGAUUUGUCACCUAAAGCAGAUGAUAAGAUGGAGGUUAAACCAGAUGGUGCUCGGCAUUCAACAAACAAUGCUGCUGCUGACAGGGAUGAUGGUGCAAAGGAAGAGAAGAAUGCAGUUCAACUCCAGCAGAAAGAUAAAACAAUCUGUAAAGCAAAUUGUAUGAAAGGGAAACUAAGGCAAGGCAAAAAACAGCCACCAGGCAAGUCCAAGAUAAAGACUGUCCCUCCUGUCUCUGGACAUGCAAAAUCUAAGAAAGUUUCAGUUAGAGAAGAGACUUGCAAUGGCAAGGACAUUGUUGAGACAGCUAUUGAGGAGGAGAAAGGUAAGCCAUGUUCUGCAGGUCAAACUAAGAGCAGAAAUGUAUCUAAGAGAAAAUCUGACAACUCCAUGGAAGCAGAGAAGGAGAAUAAGCCAAUUGUUGAUGGAGAUCAAAGAAUAAGUCAGUUUAAAGGUCAUGUCAGAAAAACAACCCUUAAGUCUGAUAAUGUGUCAAUGAAGAUUAAGCAGAAGUCUGGGAAAAGCAAUCUUAAUUGUAUUUUGGUGAGAGAAGUUUCAAAGCAAGUGAAAACUGAACCUAUAUGGUUUAUUUUGAGUGGGCAUAAGCUACAGAGAAAGGAGUUUCAGCAAGUCAUUAGGCGUUUGAAAGGAAAAUUCUUCAGGGAUUCUCAUCAGUGGUCAUACCAGGCAACGCACUUCAUAGCUCCAGACCCAAUUCGUAGGACAGAAAAGUUUUUUGCUGCUGCAGCCUCUGGAAGGUGGAUUCUAAAGACCGAUUAUCUUGCUUCUUGUAGUCAAGCAGGAAGGUUUGUGGAUGAGGAGCCAUAUGAAUGGCAUAAGCACGGCCUUAGUGAAGAUGGUGCAAUUAAUUUAGAGGCUCCAAGGAAGUGGCGGCUCUUACGGGAGAAAACUGGUCAUGGUGCCUUCAAUGGCAUGCGUGUUAUUAUUUAUGGAGAAUGCAUUGCACCAUCUUUGGAUACUCUGAAGCGAGUUGUGAAGGCAGGUGAUGGGACUAUAUUAGCAACUUCUCCUCCUUACACCCGCUUCCUCACAUCUGGGGUUGACUAUGCCAUUAUCAGUCCUGGUAUGCCACGUGUUGAUUUGUGGGUUCAAGAGUUCCUACGACAUGAGAUACCCUGCAUUGCGGCUGAUUACUUGGUGGAGUAUGUCUGCAAGCCUGGUUAUUCUCUGGAGAGACAUGUUCUAUACAAUACUCAUGCUUGGGCAGAGAAGUCAUUUGCUAACCUAUUGAGCAAGGCAGAAGAGAUUGUUGAAGACUUGACACCAUCAGAUGAUUAUAGUGGCGAUGACAUAGCCUGUCAAGUUUGUGGAUGUCGCAAUAGAGGGGAGGUUAUGCUGAUAUGCGGUGAUGAAAGUGGUUCUGUUGGUUGUGGGAUAGGUAUGCACAUAGACUGUUGUGAUCCUCCUCUUGAAAAUAUUCCAGAGGAGGAUUGGUUUUGUGCUGAUUGUAGUAGCAGUAACAGCAACAGUUCCCCUAAGAGGAGAAAAGGACUUAACUGAAGACGAAGUUAUUUUUUAUUCAUCUUCUCAUUUUGUAGUACACUGUUGUCCGAUUCUCGCAUUUGGCUGUGGCUAAACAUGUAGAAUUUGCUAUGCGUGGUCUUAGUUGAAUUUGAGAAUUUUGUAAGACAGACUAGAAAAUUACGAUGUUUCUAGAAUCUGUUAAGCUUCUCUUAGGGAAUAAUAUAUGGAUUUUCUUAAAUUUAUUAAUCAGAAAAUCGCCUUUGAUCUCUCUUA